This is a messenger RNA of Lathyrus sativus (Indian pea), 1683 nucleotides long. NCBI's taxonomy places the organism in Eukaryota, Viridiplantae, Streptophyta, Magnoliopsida, Fabales, Fabaceae. The record is from the annotation of a GenBank genome assembly.
AUGUAUAGGCCUGUGGCGGCUUCGUCAGCCACAUCCCUGGGCGGAUUGACUAAUGAAAGUGGGGACUCUGUUGUGACAUUAGACCAAGUUCCAAGGUGGAUUGACGUUGACCAUUUUUUAGAGAGUGACAAUGGAGAUUCAUCGUAUUCCAAUCCAUAUUUUCCCGAUCCUUUGGAGUCCAAAUCGGGAACUGAAAGUGGUGCAGGUGGUUCGGUGUCUAGGUUUCCGGUUGACCAUGAAAUAAAUUUACGGAUAUAUUUGUGGACAGGGAAUCCUUGGAACCUUGAGGUGGAUGCUGUGGUGAACUCAACAAAUGAGGUCAUGGAUGAAGCACACAGCAGCCCUGGGUUGCACGCUGCAGCUGGACCCGGUCUUGCAGAAGAAUGUGCAACUUUGGGUGGAUGUCGAACAGGGAUGGCUAAAGUUUCCAAUGCCUAUGACCUUCCAGCAAGGAAAGUUAUCCAUACAGUUGGUCCAAAGUAUGCAAUGAAGUACCACACUGCUGCAGAGAAUGCUUUAAGUCACUGUUACCGUUCCUGCCUUGAGCUUCUAAUUGAAAAUGGGCUUCAAAGCAUUGCUAUGGGCUGUAUUUAUACAGAAGCAAAGAGCUAUCCCCGUGAACCAGCUGCACAUGUAGCUAUAAGAACUGUGAGGCGGUUUCUUGAGAAGCAGAAAAACAAUGUAACAGCUGUUGUAUUUUGUACUACCAGUACAAUUGAUAUCGACAUCUAUAAAAGGUUGCUUACACUUUACUUUCCUCGGGAUAAACACGAGGAGGAGGUGGCUUUGUCAAAGCUUCCUGCAGAUGUUGGGGAUGAGAAUGGUGAGACUACCAUAGAUGAGCGUAAAAUCAGAAUAAAGCCUUUGCCUAAAAAAAAGGGUCCAAAACCUUCUCAAGAACCAGUUGAUCUUCCUGUUAGUGAUGUUGGCAUGUUUCGCAGGACUUCAUCAUAUUUAGAUUCAUUUCUAGAUCCUGCCUUCAUGUCUUUGAUUAAAGACCCUGAUGAAAGACGUCUGGAACAGUGGGAGAAAACUGUUCAAGCACAACGAGGCUGGAAUUUUGCCAAUUUUCUUGGAUUCGGUGACCUAGGUGGACCACCAUUGUCUGCAGCUGAAGAAUAUUCUCUGCACUCUAGAUUUCUCUCUAAAGCAAAAUCCUUAAAUCUAUCUGAAAUUGCAGAGAUGAAAAUUGUCUAUCGUGGAGGGGUGGACAGUGAAGGUCGUCCUGUCAUGGUUGUUGUAGGGGCUCAUUUUUUGCUCAGAUGUCUUGAUCUGGAGCGAUUUGUGCUUUAUGUGGUGAAGGAGUUUGAGCCAAUAAUACAGAAGCCUUAUACUAUUGUAUACUCUCAUUCUGCCGCAUCUCUACAAGUGCAACCAGACCUAGGUUGGAUGAAAAGAUUACAACAAAUACUUGGACGGAAGCAUCAGCAAAACCUACAUGCAAUAUAUAUUCUUCACCCAACUUUAGGACUUAAAGUUACAGUAUUAGCUCUACAGUUACUGGUGAACAAUGUGGUUUGGAAGAAAGUGGUAUACGUUGAUAGACUUCUACAGCUCUUCAGAUACGUACUGCAUGAACAGUUGACAAUUCCCGAUUUUGUGUUUCAGCAUGACUUAGAAGUGAAUGGAGGAAAGGGUCUUAUUGUGGAUCCCAGAACAAAAUAUGUUUAUCAUAGACCUUGA